CGUUGCCCAUUCCCUUGACUUGCAGUUUAGAGCCAUUAGCAACAGUUAAUUCAAUGUUCUGGACAGGAUUUAUUUCUUUUAACACAUUGGAAUCGCAUGUCAUAUGAUUAUAACAUGCUGAAUCUAAAAGCCAAGGUGUACGGGUGCGAAUCUUACCUGUGCGGUAUCUUACCUGAUACUCCUACGAUAGGCAGUAAGUGGGUAUAUACUAUUAAGGUACUUCCUGACGGGACUAUUGAGCGCCACAAGGCACGGGUUGUGGCUUUAGGCUAUACACAGGAGCACGGGGUGGAUUAUAAUGAAACUUUUGCUCCUGCGGUGCGUAUGUCGACUGUUAGGACCCUUCUUGCGGUUGCUUCUAUGAAGAACUGGACUCUCUCGCAACUUGAUGUGAAGAAUGCUUUUCUUCACGGUGAUCUGGAUGAGGUUAUCUACAUGGAAAAACCUCCUGGCUAUCAUGUUGGAAAACAUGGACAGGUAUGCAGACUGAAACGCUCUCUUUAUGGGUUGCAUGGGCUUGAGAGCUCUACCCAACUAUAGGCCCACUGCACUACACGUUACUGCAUAUACACAGGUUGCGGAUUACAUAUAUUCAACACUUUUAUCGUACACUUUGUGAUUAAUUUAUGAUAUAUAUGAUAUUCGUUCUAACCUCAAAGCUCUACAACCACAUAUGUUUUUAUCACGUGUAUGGAUUCCCAUGAAUUUAAUUCAAUCUCAUUUUCAUCACCAAAGAUAGAUUGUGAGGAAAAUUCAACAUAUAUGGUGAGAUUUUUUGAGAGAAAAUCCCUCAUUAAGAUUCCAUAAGCAAAAGUAGGCCCAGUAAGGUACUAAAGGCCCGCAUGUUAGCACGGGAUUAAUUUCUGAGGAUCUCAUUUGGGCUGGACGUCCACCUUAACUCGAUCUAGCACGGAUCUCAAACGGCGGCCCAUACAUUUCCCUUCAAACUAAACCUAUAACCGCACAACUUUCACCGAUUUGAUUACAUUGGCAGAUAGCUUACUCUGUGGUGAUUGGUGAGCCAGAUCAAUGGUGUUGGGCCAGUAGAACUAUUAAUCUAGUUGGUUCGGUUCAUCAUUUGACUGGAACGUUAGGGAUGGAGUGGGCGCAACGGUUUUUGGCGGUUUUACGUGAAAUCAGUUGAACCACCCCGGUUUGACUAUUCCGUUGGCUCGUAAUUUGAACCACAAAAAAUUAAAAAUAUAGAUACACUUUAAUGUAAACCAAGAUCAUCCAAUCUCAAUCACUAAUUUUGUGUAUGUUUCAUCUUCUUCAUUUCUCAACCUCCUUGUCAGUUUUGUGUGGAGCACUACGGAUUGCCACUCUUAUUACAAACUUGAAUUGAACAUAAACUUUUUUUUUUUUA
This is a messenger RNA of Linum trigynum, 1366 nucleotides long. The record is from the annotation of a GenBank genome assembly. Lineage: Eukaryota; Viridiplantae; Streptophyta; Magnoliopsida; Malpighiales; Linaceae.